AUGGGGGCUACAGAUGACGACCCCUCGUAUGCUUUCCCAGCGUGGACGCUCUUGUACGUGGUCGUGAUGGCCUUGUCCCUUGCGGCGUCGUUCACGGCAGCGCUGGCCCUGCACAAGUACUCGAAACUCGUGUCGUCGUGCAUCUGCUACGCCAUGUUGCACUUUUUCACGUGGAAGUCCAUCUACUCGCUGUUCCGGAUCACGGUGCUGGCGGUGCUCAUGGAACAGUUCAACCACAAGUCAUCAACUUGGUUCAUUCUCGACCGAGACCACGACAUUGGCGGGUUUCGCUUGGUCGGACACGAAAACGCAGACCACCUUGGGGACGUGGGGCCCCCUCCGUUUUACGUAAAAAUGGCCCUAUUCAUCGGGGACAUUUCGUUGUUGUCGGGGUCGUUUUGGAUGUUUGUGCUCGUGGCGGAACUGCUGCGCUUGGUGAAAACUACGGUGGACCGCGGCGUGCACGCAGAAAGAAAAAUCGCCCGCGCUUACAUGGUCCUCAAUCUCAUCCUCAUGCUCGCCUACUUUGCUGGCGUGACUUCCUCGACGCUGCCAUCCACGCACUCGUUUUACUCGAACCGGUUCCGAUUGUUUCUUGUGACGUCGACGGCAUCUCAGUGCGCUGUCGUCCUCUUUGUGUCCGGCGCGGUACUGUACCUGAACUGCACGGGUCAAAAACUCGAAUGCGUGCAUUGCAGCAUCGUUCAGAAACCACUCUACUGUCGCCUCAAGCAAAUCUUAUUGGUGUACGACAUUACGGCGCUGCAGUACUUUGCCGUGGGGUGGAUCAUGACGGUCAAGCCAGCCACCCCCCACGGCAACUUUGAUUACCUUCCUCGCGGUCUCGUGAUUGUGAGCAACCUUCUCUACUUUGCAUCGCCCAUUGCGCUGGCGUUUCUGCUGGUGGCCAACCAGCAGUGCAUGAUGUCGUGGUGUAUGGUCCCUGAGGACGUGAUCCAGCAAUUCCAAGCGAACGAACCCCCGACGGACUUUCCCGUGUUUGUCAACACGGACAUUGAAUCGUCCAGCGCUCUUUGGGGAGCUUUAGGUAGUGUCAUGCACGACGCCCAAGACAUCCACGACAACCUCCUGCGCACGCUCUUGGUACCCCAUCACGGGUACGAGAUCACAACUGCCGGGGAUUCGUUUCAGCUGGCGUUUCACAACAUUGCCGACGCUGUCGCAUAUUGCUUGGACGUCCAGCAGAAGCUGUUGCAGCAAGAGUGGCCCCGGGCGUUUGUGGACUGCCACAUGCCUGGCAGUGCGACCAUCACAACGCAUCAAUCCUUGUUGAAGCGACCAAAGAUGGUGUUCCACGGCGUGCGGGUGCGCAUGGGAAUUCACGCGUCGAACCCCGCCGAAGGUGACUUGGUCAACCAAGUGCACCCUGUCACAGGUCGCAUGAUGUACGUGGGACUGUCGGAAUUGAUUGGUCGGGAAGUGAGCGAUAUUGGCUGCGGCGGGCAAAUCAUCAUCACGGCCCCCAUCGUUCGGUGGCUGCGCAUCAACUUGGCGCAAAGAACUGAGUGGGCGAAAGCUCAUUCGUGUCUCUAUUACGACAUGGGUGUCCACCGCAUUCAAGACUUGAAAAUUGACUUGGGGAUAGCCCAGGUCGUGCCACUGAGCCUCCACGAGCGGGUAGGGAUGUUCCCCCCGCGAAGCAGCACCGUCAGAUUUGACUCGCCCCGCUGCCCCGAGACCAGCCACUACUCGCUCUUGAUUUCGCCCCAUCAACCCCAGUACCCUUCGUACCCCCCAAGUGCGUUCUUUCGUAGUCCCUGUGAUCAAGGCAACAUUUCAUUGAUGGCUUGACUGUAAUAUUGUGAAUUUAAUACUAUUAAUAGUAUAUAUUUAAC
Aphanomyces astaci is the source of this 1856-nucleotide messenger RNA. RefSeq lists its product as hypothetical. The record is from RefSeq and is a predicted model, not a curated record. Lineage: Eukaryota; Oomycota; Saprolegniomycetes; Saprolegniales; Verrucalvaceae. The transcript has 6 exons. The coding region runs from base 1 to 1812 and encodes 603 amino acids.